AUGUUCAUUCUCCCACUCCCCUCCUCUCUCGCCCCCUCUUUCCCAUCCCACUGUCUUCCAUCCACAGCCUCCUCCUUGCAAAUGAUCUACCUCCUCUUUCUUCAACUCCAUUCUUCUCCCUCUGUCCGUCUUGCUCUACCUCUCCCCAACCCCCCCAGCUGCUCUCUCCCUCACCUCUUCCUGCCCUCCUACCUCCCUGAUAAACGUCAACUAGUCCAAGUUAAGCCCUCAUGGCUAUGCUCCCUCGCUGCCAUGCUCCCUCGCUGCCAUGCUCCCUCGCUGCCAUGCUCCCUCGCUGCCAUGCUCCCUCGCUGCCAUGCUCCCUCGCUGCCAUGCUCCCUCGCUGCCAUGCACCCUCGCUGCCAUGCUCCCUCGCUGCCAUGCUCCCUCGCUGCCAUGCUCCCUCGCUGCCAUGCUCCCUCGCUGCCAUGCUCCCUCGCUGCCAUGCUCCCUCGCUGCCAUGCUCCCUCGCUGCUAUGCUUCCUCGCUGCUACGCCCUCGCUGGUGCUGGAGGAGUGCGGCACAGCAUGGGGAUUGUCGGCGAGCGGGUGGCAGGUGGGGGGCGAGUGCGACACGGCGCAGUUCAUUGCCUGCGAUGCCAACGGGCUUGUCACUACCAUGUAG
Messenger RNA from Closterium sp. NIES-65, 624 nucleotides. NCBI's taxonomy places the organism in Eukaryota, Viridiplantae, Streptophyta, Zygnematophyceae, Desmidiales, Closteriaceae. The record is from the annotation of a GenBank genome assembly.